Messenger RNA from Panicum virgatum (switchgrass), 2190 nucleotides. Its product is annotated as pentatricopeptide repeat-containing protein At3g49170, chloroplastic-like. The record is from RefSeq and is a predicted model, not a curated record. Gene Ontology annotation, molecular function: RNA binding; protein binding. Bases 1 to 2190 code for a protein of 729 amino acids. NCBI's taxonomy places the organism in Eukaryota, Viridiplantae, Streptophyta, Magnoliopsida, Poales, Poaceae. The transcript has 4 exons. Gene Ontology annotation, biological process: RNA modification.
AUGGCGGCGAUGUGGCAAGAAGCGACGGCUGAGUCGGAGACUUGCAAGAAGUGGUACUGCCAAGAAGGAACGGCUUAUGAAGGGCGCGAUCCAGCAAACUGGGGUCAGGUCAACGUCAAUCUUGGGUACAGUGGAUUGAUACGUGAGAGGCAGGGCACCUGGGACAGCCGGAACCGAAUCCAAGUUUUGCCGCCGCCGCCGCCAUCUCCUGAUGCUGAUGCUGAUGCUGGCUUAGCCCCUACGCCGCGGCGCCGCCCAUCUCGAUUUGCCAUUGCCAUCUCUCAUGCGCUCUCCAUCCCCACAGCCAUUGCCCGCAGCGCAAACAUGCUCUCCACCCUCGCCGGCUCCACUCCCACUAGGGAGAGGGACCCCUUCGCCAUCGCCCAUGCCCUCUCCUCCAUCGCCUACUCCUCGUCUUCCUUCACCUCUCCACCAUCCCUCGCCACGGGCUCAGGGCUCCACGCACAGUGCAUAAAGCUCGGCGUGUCCGCCGACACCUUCACCACGAACCACCUCCUCAUCUUCUACAAGAGGCGCGGCCACCUCGCCGGCGCGCUCCGCGUGUUCGACGAAAUGCCGCACUGGAACCUUUUCUCCUGGACCGCCAUGGUGUCCGGCUCCGUGCGCAACGCCGCGCCUGACCUGGGCCUCCAGCUGUUUGUCUCCAUGCUCGGCAACGGCCUCUGCCCCAACGAGUUCGCUCUCGCCAGCGCGCUCGGUGCUUGUUGCCAGUCAGCGGUGGCCAACGCCAGGCUCGGCCUUUCCGUUCACGGCCUCGCUGUCAAAGCUGGCCUGGAUGCCAAUCCUUAUGUGGGAAGCUCGUUGAUGCUAAUGUAUGCCAGGCAUGGGCGUACUGCUGCUGCGGAGCACGUGUUUGCAGAGGAGUUCGACUUUGGGGCCGCCUCCGAGGAAGACGAGCCCAAGACCGAGGGAGAAGACCUCCGGCUCCUGUUCCAGGAGGAGUCGGAGAACAGCGACGAGGAAGACCCUUCUUCGGACGGACUCGACUCCUCCUCGGAAGAGGAGAUCGACUCCCCCUCCGACGAUGACGAGCCGAUGGGUUAUGGUCUGCACAGUAGUUCUGAAGAUGUAAUGAAGCUCUUCCGCAGCUUGCUCUGCUUUGGAUCAAAACCAGAUGAGUUCACCUAUCCAGCUGUUUUGUCUGCAUUCCAACAAGCUCACGACUCAAGAAACCAUGAGCAGAUCCACGCAUGUAUUCUGAAACAUGGGUUUGCAUCAUGUCAGUUCGUCUCGACUUCACUAAUCAAAGUAAAGGCAACCCUUGGUUCGGUUCAUGGUUCACUGAAAGUCAUCGAGGACACUGGCAAGAUGGAUUUGGUAUCAUGGGGAGUCACCAUCUCUGCAUUCUUGAAGCAUGGCCUGAACGAUGAGGCCCUUUACCUUUUCACUUUGUUCAGAGAUGAGUGCACACAGGAGCCUGAUGAGUUCAUCCUGGCUACCAUCCUGAACGCUUGUGCAAACGCAGCAUUGAUAGGGCAAUGCAGAUGCAUCCAUUCCCUCGUUGUCAGGGCAGGGUAUAGCAAGCACUUCUGUGUGGCAAGCGCCUUGGUUGAUGCGUAUGCAAAGUGUGGCGAUGUUACUGCUGCUGAAAGUGUGUUCACUGAUGUUUCGUUGGUAACUAAUGACACCAUACUGUACAACACCAUGCUGACAGCUUAUGCCAACCAUGGUCUGAUCCAUCAAGUCCUCAGGCUGUACCGAGAGAUGGAAGAACUACAAUUGGCUCCAACACCAGCUACGUUCGUCGCGGUCAUCUCAGCUUGCAGUCAUCUUGGGCAAGUCGAGGAGGGAAAGCUGCUGUUCAGUUCCAUGCUGUUUGCACACGGCGUGCAUCCGACAAGGGCCAACUACUCCUGCCUGGUCGAUCUCCUGGCGCGAAAAGGGCUCGUCAGCGAAGCGAAAGAUGUCAUAGAAGCAAUGCCAUUUCAGCCAUGGCCUGCAGUAUGGAGGUCUCUGAUGAAUGGCUGCCGGAUCCAUGGGAACAAAGAACUUGGCGUGCUUGCAGCAGAGCAGAUCCUGAGAAUGGCGCCAAGCAGCGACGGCACCUACGUAUCACUGUCGAAUGCCUAUGCUGGAGAUGGAGAGUGGCAGUCUGCAGAGGAGACAAGGAGGAUGAUGGCUGAGAAUCAAGUGCAGAAGGUGCAAGCUUACAGCAGUGUUGAGAUCUAG